GCUAUAAAAAAACAGCCAGAACGCUGUGGCUUUUGAAGAAUUAUCAUCAAGCAAACAAGCAGGACAAACGAAGGUAGUCUAAUAUAUGGCAAGAAUGCUGCUUCAAAUCAAAUUCCUGAACGGCGAGACCUACUCCCUGGAGGUGAGCCCAAGUAACACCGUCGGAGAGUUGAAGAGACUCAUCCAGUUGAAGAGCGGCGAUGCACCUGCGUGUCUGAAGCUCAACGCAAACGGGAUCAACUUCAGCAAUGAUUCCAGUACACUCAGUACCAUCGGCUUGCAGUCUGGUUCCUACAUCAUGGCUCUGAUACAGGAUCCCGCGCCUAUUCAGGUGUUCCUAAAGAACGAGAAGGGUCAGAUUAAACCCUAUGACGUGGCCCCAGGUGAAAAAGUAAUUGACUUCAAACACAAGGUCUACAACAACGAGAAGGUUCCAGAGGACCAGCAGGUACUGAUUUACAAUGGCAAGCAACUGGAAGAUCGACGAAAGCUGGAGGACUAUGGCAUUGAAUCAAAGAGCACCAUCUAUCUCACACUCCGUCUCAGAGGAGGUUGAUUUGAAAAUGGACAAUAUCACAUUUAACACAAUUAAUUCUGAUAAAUAUUUGUAUUAUUAAUGUAUUGUAUGUAUUAUUAAUUAUUCAUUAACUUAUUAUGAUGAGUGAUGUAAGUUAAUCAUGAUUCUGGACACUUCAGCAUUGUUGUGUUAUUGUGGACAGUGUAUUAUAGUGCAUUAGCCUAUAGCCUAGGCCUACAUUAAUUCUUGAACAUCCUUUAAAUUUGUAAAGAUGUAUGCAUGUUUUAUGUCUUAUUUUAAAUAUACCAUUGAAAUUGAACUGAAUAAGUGAUUGCACACCUAAGGGGUAAUAUACUCACAAUCUUAAUAAAGCAGCAUUAACCGUGA
This is a messenger RNA of Alosa sapidissima (American shad), 904 nucleotides long. Its product is annotated as polyubiquitin-like. The transcript is spliced from 2 exons. The record is from RefSeq and is a predicted model, not a curated record. Gene Ontology annotation, molecular function: protein tag activity; ubiquitin protein ligase binding. The coding region runs from base 86 to 556 and encodes 156 amino acids. NCBI's taxonomy places the organism in Eukaryota, Metazoa, Chordata, Actinopteri, Clupeiformes, Clupeidae. Gene Ontology annotation, biological process: protein ubiquitination; modification-dependent protein catabolic process. Gene Ontology annotation, cellular component: nucleus; cytoplasm.